GGUGAGGAGAUGAGAGGGAUGCAGUGAGAUGACCGGACAGGACGAUGUGGACAUACCCGAAACAGGAGCCAUCUUUACAUUUGGAAAGAGCACUUUUGCUGACAACGUGCCUAGUACAUUCUGGUUGAAGAAUGACCUGCCUGUGCACAUCUCCUGUGGCUGGGAGCACACUGCUGUCACCACAGAAAAUGGCAGGCUGCUCAUGUUUGGUGGUAAUACUUGGGGCCAACUGGGGAUUGGAUCUAAGCCUGCUGCCAGCAAACCUGCCUUUGUGAAAGCCUUAAAGUCUGAGAAGGUGAAGCUUGUGGCUUGUGGGAGGGAUCACACAAUCGUCUCCACAUGGCAGGGCAGUGUUUACAGUGCUGGCAGAAACCAAGAGGGGCAGCUCGGUUUGGGUCACCACGACAACACUUCAUCCUUCCUCCUGCUGCAACCCUUCUGCGGCUAUGCACCAAUCAAAAAGCUUUCUGCUGGAUGCAAUACCUCAGCUGCCUUAACAGAGGAUGGGAGGCUGUUCAUGUGGGGAGACAACUCUCAGGGUCAGAUUGGUUUGGGGGAUGAGGGUUUUUCAGCAGAACCCAGAGAGGUGGGUGUUGGUGAGGCGGUGAUCUGGGUCUCCUGUGGGUACCACCACUCAGCAUUUGUCACAGCGGACGGAGAUCUCUUCACGUUUGGCGAUAGCGCGAAUGGAAGGCUUGGUCUCCAGGAGGAGCAGCUGGCCAAUCACAGAGUCCCUCAGCGGGUGCAAGGGAUUGUAGGUCAUGUCACGCAGGUUUCUUGUGGAGGCGAGCACACCGUGGCACUCACAGAGGAGAACGUGUACACGUUUGGCCGAGGUCAGUACGGUCAGCUGGGCCACGGGACAUUUCUGUUUGAAGUCGAUUUGCCAAAACCACUGGAGCACUUUUCUAACAGUAGUAUCAAACAUGUCGCCAGUGGAGAAAACCACACCGCUGUGAUCACAAACAGCGGGCUUCUCUACACGUUUGGUAACUGUCGUCAUGGGAAACUGGGUUUAGGGCAGGAGAACUUUAUCAACCACUUCAGCCCGGCCCUCUGCACACGUUUCCUAAAGUACAAUGUUCUAAUAGUGUCCUGCGGUGGAAACCACAUGCUGGUAACUGCAGCCCCCAGACCACCAGAGAGUCAAGAAGUGUUGCCAGAGGAGGAUGUAACAAUCACAGAUACCUUUUUGGAGCCAAAUUAUCGAGAACUCCUGCUGGACCCUUUGAUUGAUCCUAAUUUAAUCGUCCCACUCUCAGCGAUCGCUGCUCGAGCCCGCCACAGACAAAAAAUCUCCAGUGAUCUCAUCUCAACCAUCGAGCCCACAUUCUCAGUCAUCAAACACCUCUCAGAACAAAUCCUCUGCUUCCUAUAG
Molecule: messenger RNA, 1378 nt
Organism: Trematomus bernacchii (emerald rockcod)
Lineage: Eukaryota; Metazoa; Chordata; Actinopteri; Perciformes; Nototheniidae
Product: X-linked retinitis pigmentosa GTPase regulator-like
Exons: 11
Coding region: 29-1378 (449 amino acids)
Source: RefSeq, a predicted model, not a curated record